Messenger RNA from Microdochium trichocladiopsis, 902 nucleotides. RefSeq lists its product as uncharacterized. Bases 128 to 625 code for a protein of 165 amino acids. The transcript has a single exon. NCBI's taxonomy places the organism in Eukaryota, Fungi, Ascomycota, Sordariomycetes, Xylariales, Microdochiaceae. The record is from RefSeq and is a predicted model, not a curated record.
GCAGGUCACGGUCCUCCGCAACGGAGUAGACUGGAUCUUUGCAUUCAACCGACAUACGACCUUGCUGCUAGUUAAUUUCCCCCCACUGGACGAGCACAAAAUUACUGGCCUACUGCCUUUGAUAUAAAUGCGGAUCCCGGCUUUCCUCCGUCUUGUUCUAAAAUCCAUUAAGCCAGAUGACGAGCUUCACAUGGUUGUCGCCGAGGAGAUUCUGCGACAUUAUAGCACUACUGAGUUAAGUAUGCACCUCCUGGGUUUCGUAACCGUCGACUUCGUACUAUCAGUAGACGAAGAUCCCGUGGUAGCUAUCACUGGGAGCUAUAAGCUCGAGCACAGGCUGAUACUCCCUCCGAGCACACCAACGCUCACGGCGGCGUGGCAAGCGCUGGACGAGUUUGAUGCGGAGAUUGAGGCAAUCCUGCAGGAUUCCAUGCAGGACAGCUCGUUGCUCCAGAUGGACAGCCGAGUAACUAUGGAUUGGCUGGUCGCCUCCGGUUUCGCCGAGGACAAGCGUGAUCAGUAUUACUUGUUUCCGUUAGGAGGAGUGGUAUCGGUCAACAACAGGUACAAAUUUGAUGACCGGUAUCAUAGCUGGCAGGACUCUAGUGGCGAAGAUACAACCUGAUGCCAUGGAGCCCCCAAGGCGGCUGCAAAUUGAUAAUCUAUCACAACAAAGCUGCCAAUUCACAGCUUUCGGUGGCCAUCGUACUACCAUCAAACCGUGUCUCCUUUUCUCGAGAUGGACGGUCGGAGGAGGUGGGAUCUGUGAGGGGCCGCAGGCGGUGGCUGGCAGGGUUGGGAUCAAUUCUCAAACAGGGUGUUCAAUCUGCUCGGAUCAGCUCUUCAACAGCCCAGAUGCUGUAUUUUUUGCUUUCGACAUGAGUGUAACGCACCCUAUAUGU